Messenger RNA from Purpureocillium takamizusanense, 1275 nucleotides. RefSeq lists its product as uncharacterized. The transcript has a single exon. Lineage: Eukaryota; Fungi; Ascomycota; Sordariomycetes; Hypocreales; Ophiocordycipitaceae. The coding region runs from base 1 to 1275 and encodes 424 amino acids. The record is from RefSeq and is a predicted model, not a curated record.
AUGUCUCCUUCAUCCGUCAGCGACAUUGCUGCCGCCCCCGCCGCCUGCCCCGCCGAAUUCGAUCCCAGCUUCACCACGCUCGGGCCCGAGUGGGACGAACUCGCCGAGUUAAUCGACCGCGAGGUGUCGCGCCGCAUGUCUCACUACCUCUCCGACUGCGACGGCAUGGAGGGCCUGACGCAGGAGGUGGGUAGUGGUGGUGGUGAUGCGGCGGCGAUGCGCUGGGGCAUGAUGGAGCCCGUUACCGUGCAUGGGAGUGCGCGGGAGGUGCAGAGCCGGUAUCCCUGGGAGGGUGGCGUGGUUUUCAUGGACACGAACGGCGGUGGCGGCGGCGCGACAGCAGCAGCAGUUUCGCCGCUGAGCGAUCAAAUCAUGGGGGAUAUUCAGGGAGGAGGAGGAGAGGCGCGGCUGGAGAUGGAGUGCCUGAACGGCUCGCAGACACGGAGUGGUGAGGCCACUUGGGGACAUGAUGGAGAGCAUACGGCGCGGAGCUGGGACGCGCUGCUCAUGAUGGAGGAGGGCAUUUGUCCCAACACUUCAGGGUUGACUGGUCGAAACGUCUUCACGGCGUACGCAUCGUCCGUGUACCCGCCGGGCGAGUCCAUGGACGUCGAGCGCGACGACUCCAGCGCCCGCCGCGCCCGCCGCCACGACGAUACGGACACGGACGCUACUGCUUCCAUGUGCUACAGCGUGUUGACCAACCCCAGCAUCGGCGACGCAGACAUGACAUGUCCCGCUUCGGAGCAUGGUAUAAUCACUCUUGGGGCGAGAGUUGACUGGAGCGGGACGGAGAUUGACGCCAACAUGGCGCUGGCCGUGGCCGGACUGCACGAGAUGACCCUCAACGAUGAGCAGCAGCAGCAGCGGGAAUCGGCGGUCAGCGACCUCAGCAUGGCCAACGCGGGGGAUACUGCCACACUGUUCCCUCAGCUGUACGAAACGCAAGAGGCGAUACUGGAGUGGCGCGACGGCAUGGCCGACAACCUUCAUGAUAAUGGUUCCGAGACUCUGGCCGGGGAGGCUCCGCCGUGGCCGUGCGACGACGAUGAUUCGGCCAACGACGCCGACGGGGAGUCACUCGCUGAGAGCGAGGGCGUGCCGUCUGGUUGUAACGGUGCUGGUGGUUUCGUGGUGUUUGCGGGUCGUCACGCAGGUCUACGACGCGCAAGGCCUCUCUGGGCAACCGAGUCUGGCAAACGGCCUGCGUCGACAACUACGGUGGACGACGGAUCUAUCGCUGAGGCGACGGAGGCGAAGAAGCGGCGGUUGUAA